Eruca vesicaria subsp. sativa (arugula) is the source of this 669-nucleotide messenger RNA. Lineage: Eukaryota; Viridiplantae; Streptophyta; Magnoliopsida; Brassicales; Brassicaceae. The record is from the annotation of a GenBank genome assembly.
UGUCUACUUUCUUGUUAUCAAUAUUACCCUUCUUAAUCACUUUAAGAUUAUGGCGAAAUGUUUUUUCACUCUCUUCUUGGUUCUUGCCCUAGCCUCGGCUUUUGCUUCUGGAGCAAGAAACGUCCCAGGAGGACUCUCUGACCAGAAGAACUACCUCGGAUACGGUGGCGGGUACUCCGGCAUCGGAGACAACGGUAUACCUUUCGGUGGCGUCGGUGGAGGUGUGUCUGGUCCCGGUGGUAACCUUGGUUUUGGUGGGCUUGGUGGAGGCUUAGGCGGUGGCUUAGGAAAUGGGAUAGGCGCGGGUGGUUUAGGAAACGGGAUAGGCGGUGGACUAGGUGGUGGAGUUGGUUCCGGAGUCGGUGGAGGAAGUACCGGAGGAGUUCAUUUCCCUUGAGUAGUUGAGUUUGUUACUUUUGGUUUAAGGAUUCGUAACGGUCCUUGAGCUAGGUCUAGCUUAAGAUGAUGUCAGAGCAACAAUAAUAAUCAUGUCUCUUUUUUCUGUUUUGGAAUUUUCAUUAGCUGUUUGACGUGCGUCUUAAGUUACUAUGGUGUGAUGGUGUCGACACUUAAAUCAAACUCGUGUCUUUGUCGUGUCAGCUUGGUCCAAUUUCAAAUUCAAUUUAAUAUCGAGUGUUUCACUUAAUGAGUUAUAUAAUGUCAACAUCU